AUGGCGGUUCAGGUGUAUGAGGCCUCGCGGAAUGGCCGCAGGUGCGUCGCUCAGGACGCAAAGAAACCGCUUCGCAUCUCCGCCAAUCUGUACGCCCGGAACAACAGCCUUCAGAGGAAGCACAACAACACUGUGCUGGAAUUUUGCGAGCCGGCGUUCCUCGCAGAGGCGCGGGACACGAUGCAAGUCCUGGACGUCGGCUGCGGAACCGGCGACUUCACGCGGGAUUUCCUGUUGCCGCGUUGCCUGCCCUGCGCAAGGCUAAUCGGCAUCGACUGCAGCGUCGACAUGAUCGAGCAUGCGCGUCGACACUCGGUCCACGAGAAGAUUGAGUACGAGGUGCUGGACAUAGGCGAAGACGUGAAUGAAUUUAUCGCUCGUCGCGGCCACUUCGACAGGGUUUACUCUUUCUACAGUCUUCAGUGGCUGAGGGACCAGGGUGCCGCUCUGAAGAACAUAGCUGCACUGAUGGCGCCAGCUGCGCAGUGCGUCCUCGUGUUUCCUGCUUCGCACCAACCUGCUACAGUGUGGAGCCUUCUCGCCCAGAUGGACCGCUGGGCAAAAUAUUCCGAGACGCUGCUGCAAUUUAUUGCGAAGAGCCAUCACAUGGAGAAGGCUGAACAGAUACUGUACAUGUCAUCGCUACUUCGUGAAGCCGGCCUCUGUCCAAACAUUUUUGUGCUAUCAAGGCUGGUGACAUUUGACGGAUGGUCGGAACAUGAAAUAGUCGGAGCGGAGAUGAGCCUCCUUCCCAUCAACCACCUAGUGUCUGACGACGAGAGGGCGCUGCUGCUCGAUGACGUCACGACGCUGGUUCGGAAAGUGCACGGACCGGAGACUGACCAGUCGAUCUUCCGGACGUACAUCAUCAUGGCCACCAAACGAAAGGGCUGA
Molecule: messenger RNA, 894 nt
Organism: Rhipicephalus sanguineus (brown dog tick)
Lineage: Eukaryota; Metazoa; Arthropoda; Arachnida; Ixodida; Ixodidae
Product: juvenile hormone acid O-methyltransferase
Exons: 3
Coding region: 1-894 (297 amino acids)
Source: RefSeq, a predicted model, not a curated record